Messenger RNA from Vigna radiata var. radiata (mung bean), 1263 nucleotides. Its product is annotated as protein LURP-one-related 17. Lineage: Eukaryota; Viridiplantae; Streptophyta; Magnoliopsida; Fabales; Fabaceae. The transcript is spliced from 3 exons. Bases 425 to 991 code for a protein of 188 amino acids. The record is from RefSeq and is a predicted model, not a curated record.
GAUAAAUAAAGAAAAAGAAAAUUACAAAAGUAAAAGAAAGAAGUCAAAGAAGUGGAGAAAACAAUGAAUUGGGUCCUAGAGCGUGUAACUUUUGAUAAAGACACAUCAACAUUCUCGUCCUACACUAGCCUCCAAAAAGUUGCUGUGUUCUUCUAAGUGCUGAUUAACCCGUAUUGUCGCCCUUGGCUUUGCACUAAGCAGAAUUAAGACCAACUCCAUCACCUAUUUUAUUGUUUGAAAACGUGUCCACAUAUUCGAAGUCGUGUGAACGCAUAGUAUACCUUGUUGUAGCUCUCUCUCUAUAUAUAUAUAAUACAACCCCUAAGAGGUUACAUAUAUUCCGCCGAACCAUCUGGUUAGUGAUUGCUGACAGUGUUAACCUCAGACUGAAGAAAAUACAAGUAGAAAGAGUUGGAGCAAGAUCAUGAGGGUGUUUCCCAGGUUCAAGUUUCUGUCACGAGCAGUGCACGAGGAACACGAGGGUGAGCAUGAUGGGGAGAGAAACAGGGUUGACAAUUACAUCGGCCACCCCAAUGAAGUUAUUCUUAUGGACGCUUCAGGAAACUCUGUCCUCACUCUUCGCCGCUCCAGGAAGCUGGGAUUAGUAGAUAGCUGGUUUGUGUAUGAAGGGGAAAGAGGGAAGCAGAGUACGAGAAGUAAGUGGUGUAAAUCGAAUAACAGUCCAGUUUGUUGUGUAAGGAAGCGUGUGAAUAUUUUAGACGGCAAGCCCAAGGUUCAGGCCUACGUGUAUCGUGUAGCAUCGGACUCAGAUAAACGACAUGCGGCAUUUACAGUUGAAGGUUCCUAUGCACAUAGGACAUGUAAAGUGUUAGAUGAGUGCAAGAAGGCUGUGGCUGAAAUCAAGAGAAAGGAGGCCAAUAGCAAAGACGUCUCUUUCGGGAUAGAGAUUUUUCAAUUGGUUGUUCACCCUGGCUUUGAUCCUAGCUUUGCCAUGGCACUCGUUUUACUGCUGGAUCAAAUGUUUUCGUAAUAUUCUCCUAGAGUAACACGUUUCUUGUUUCUAUAUCCACCUAUCAUUUUACUCCAAAGGCAUUGUAAAUUACAAGAGAUGUUUAUAAAACGAAAAAGACAAUUGACGUAGUCAACUAUUUAGAGUGUGUUUAAUUUCGUGUUUAGGAACAAUGAACGCACGUCAAGCAAGAAGCUAGACAGAACAACGUUCACGUUUUAUUUGGUUUGAGGUGGAAAACCGCUGUGACGUACAUUCACAACAUGGAAUCAAAGAUGGCUUAACCUGUCAAA